This is a messenger RNA of Contarinia nasturtii (swede midge), 955 nucleotides long. RefSeq names its product glycine cleavage system H protein, mitochondrial (gene ppl). Gene Ontology annotation, cellular component: mitochondrion; cytoplasm; glycine cleavage complex. Gene Ontology annotation, biological process: glycine decarboxylation via glycine cleavage system; protein lipoylation. The record is from RefSeq and is a predicted model, not a curated record. The transcript is spliced from 3 exons. Lineage: Eukaryota; Metazoa; Arthropoda; Insecta; Diptera; Cecidomyiidae. The coding region runs from base 318 to 827 and encodes 169 amino acids.
UCAACAACCGAACUGUUAUCACUUCAAUGCAAAAGUGUAUUACAUUCAAAAAUUGAAUUGAUUUAAGAAAACAGUCGUAAACUGGAUUCCCUCAUCGACAGAUUGCGUUAACAUUUGUUUUUAUACUGAUAUUGUGCGGAUAUUCUCAUAUCGAUGUUCAUCAGUUAAUUAUUUGUGCUGUGUCUGUGAAGCAGAUUUCGAAACACUGACCGCAAUAAAAAAAAUUGAAACAAAACGCAAAAAGUGCAACUCUUUCAACUAACUAAAUUCAAUUUAAAAAAAAAAUCAGUUAAAACUGAAUCUCGAAUAACGGAAAAAUGGUUUUGUGUCAAGCAAUUCGUGCAUCUUCAACGGUUGGCAUUAGAGCAUUCGCCAAAUUUGCAAAAUACAAUGCAUCCACAAAGUUCAUGUCAAAUGUAAGACAUUUCAGUGCAUCGCCGGCACUUUUCACAGGUAGAAAAUACACGGAGAAGCAUGAAUGGGUUCAGGUGAAUGGCGAUAUCGGUAUUGUUGGAAUUUCAAACUAUGCUCAAGAGGCUCUCGGUGAUGUUGUGUUUGCACAAUUGCCUGAUGUGGGUACAGUUUUGACACAGGGUGACGAAUGUGGUGCACUGGAAAGUGUUAAAGCAGCCAGUGAGGUAUAUACACCGGUUUCGGGAACCGUCACCGAAAAGAAUACAGAAGUCGAAGAUACACCUAGCCUUAUCAAUAGCUCAUGCUACGAUAAAGGAUGGCUGUUCAAAGUAAAACUCAGCAAACAAGAUGAAGUCGAUACAUUAAUGAAUGAAGAAAAAUACGACGAAUAUCUAAAGUCAUCAUCACAUUAAAGCAUUAAUUGAAACACAAAUGAAAGGAUCCGUAAAAAAUAAACAAUGCUAGAUCGUAAACGAUUAUCACAAUCGUAAAACGAUUAAAAAUCGAUCAUGAAUGCAUGAGUUUUUGUUUCUUCUUUUAA